Linum trigynum is the source of this 998-nucleotide messenger RNA. NCBI's taxonomy places the organism in Eukaryota, Viridiplantae, Streptophyta, Magnoliopsida, Malpighiales, Linaceae. The record is from the annotation of a GenBank genome assembly.
UGGACAAAUCCGGCCAGGAGUCUAACCCUAACCUCCCCCGGUCCUAUAUAUAUAUAUAUGUUUCAUUGAGGCAACUUAAUUAAUUUGCCUAGCUAGCUACUCCCACAAACAAUGGUGACCAAAACGACGACUUUGUUGUGCUCUCCUUCUCACCGCUUUCUGACUCUGUUGAUUGCCCUCCUCCUUCUCCAAGGCGCCAUCUCCGCCAGGACACUGCUGCAGGAAGAAUACUCCCCGGCGGUUCCGGUCCCGGUCCCGGCCGCUACAGCUAGCGGCUACGGAGACCACAUUUAUCAGGGUGAUGGCUCAUCUGCCAAAGGUGAUAAGUCUCCGACGACGACCCAGCAGAAGACUGUCCAAAUGUCGCCGGCGACGGCGAUGACUCAGGACUCCUACCAGACUGACAAUGAUGGUGAUUACCCCGGCGGGUAUAAUCCCGGCGGGUCUUACGGUGGGUAUAAUCCCGGCGGGUCUUACGGUGGGUAUAAUCCCGGCGGGUCUUACGGUGGGUAUAGUCCCGGCGGGUCUUACGGUGGGUAUAAUCCCGGCGGCGGAUACAGUCCCUCUAAGAAUUAAGAUAAAGCUGAAAUACCUACAGCCUACAUAUCUAUAUACGUAUGUGUCUAUGGAUUCUCCGCAGGAAUAAUUUGUGACGGCGUAUAUGUGGGGCCGCCCGUUGUCUUGUUAAAGUGUACGGUGUUGAUUAUCUAAAGAUUAUGUACCGAUGUGUACUUGUGUGUUUAGGGUUUGCUGUGUCAAACCCAUAUAUACUCAGGCUGUAGACUUGUGUACAAGGUUAACGAAAAGUGUGAUCAUAAAGCUGAGUGGGAGAUAAUCUCAUCGUGGACUAGUAUGAUAUUGACGAUAUUAUAUUAAAAAAUAGGUGUGUUGUUAAUUUUGUGCAUUGUCUAUGAUUGAGUAUUCGACAUGCAGAUGCUACUGCUAGGUGUUAUUAAGAAUGGUAUUGUAUGAAUGUCUAAUAACAUUUUGAUUUUAAU